Molecule: messenger RNA, 1347 nt
Organism: Nicotiana tabacum (common tobacco)
Lineage: Eukaryota; Viridiplantae; Streptophyta; Magnoliopsida; Solanales; Solanaceae
Source: RefSeq, a predicted model, not a curated record
GCUGCGCUGGAUGAUGUAUUAGAAAAGGGUCAGGAAUUUUGUGAGAAGACUUGGGAUAUCGCAAAGACUAGUGUUGCACCUCAGCCUUUCAUAGAACAGUAUUGCUUCAGGGCACCAUAUGUUGUCUUUUUGUUGAGAGAAGGCUUGCACAUUACUGAUAGUCAGGUAACCAUUGGUUCCGGAAGUAUUACUUGGACGCUAGGUGUUGCACUGUUGGAAGCUGGAAAGGCAGUUUCAACUGGGGUGGAAUUUAUUAGUUACAAGCUAUUGCUCAUGAAGAUGCACCCAAUUAUUCUUUUUGCUAUUUUGUUUGCUUCAUUAGCUGUUCUUCUUUGUGCAUUAUCUUGUGUUGGGAAGUGGAUGCCCAGGUUCUUCCGUAGGCAAUAUCUUCCCCUUUUUGGGAAUAAUAGUGCUUCAUCCACAUCUAUAAUCAACAUUCCAGCUCCUUUCAGUUUCAGGCGGUGGAGUCCUGUUAUUACAGGUGAAGGAAGAGUGAAAAUGCCACUCAGUCCAACAGUCGCUAAUACACAACAGAGACCAUUUGACACUGGGCAUGGUUUCGGUGGCAAUGGUAUCCAGCUCACUGAAUCUUCUUUAUAUUCAUCAUCUAGCAGUGUCGCACAUAGUUUUUCAUCAGGGAGCUUGGGUCAGAUGCAAUUUGAAAGUAGUAGCACGGGUUCCUUCUGGUCCCCACACAGAAGCCAACAACGUCUCCAGAGCAGGAGAUCCCAAUCACGAGAAGAUCUUAUUUCUUCACUGGCUGAAGUGCCCUUGCCUCCAAAGGUUUAAAUCUGAUGGUAAUAUUGCUCUUUGAAGAGAAAAUCAUGAGGCUGAUGAUUGCUAAUGGCUCAUUAGCCAAAUUGCUAAUUACCAUCAGCUAUGAAUCUCAUGAUAUACGCCUGUCCUGCGUUCUCCUUUAGAGGCACCAUAAUGAGGCUACUACUUAUUCAUCUGACAUUACAUAGAAUAGAGUCAUGACACGGACAUUAUCAGCCAAGAGAAGUCUGUCCUCACUAAGCCAGGCGACUGUGCAGAACAACAGAGAACUUGUUACUAUGAGGAGCUUGGCAAAGAUUUGCAUCCUGUGAAUACUGGGGAUACUAAUGAACUCCGACUAUUACUCCAACUUGAUAGUCCAAAAUUUCACAUGAUUUGAAUGGAGGAGAUUCUCUAAAUAUAGUCCUUGAUGUGAAUGAGGUAGCCGGCUUGUAAAUGGUCAAAUUGCAGGUUAGGUUAACUCGAGAUUUUGGCAACUCAUUCUCUACUCAUAUUUCACACAGUAUACAUGUUUCUUAAUUCUUUGUACUACCACUAUUCUAAUGCUAUUUAGAGAAUUCAACAUUUUCA